Molecule: messenger RNA, 2062 nt
Organism: Postia placenta MAD-698-R-SB12
Lineage: Eukaryota; Fungi; Basidiomycota; Agaricomycetes; Polyporales; Adustoporiaceae
Exons: 10
Coding region: 1-1872 (623 amino acids)
Biological process (GO): phenylalanyl-tRNA aminoacylation
Cellular component (GO): phenylalanine-tRNA ligase complex; cytoplasm
Molecular function (GO): ATP binding; phenylalanine-tRNA ligase activity; RNA binding
Source: RefSeq, a predicted model, not a curated record
AUGCCGACAGUUGCUGUAGACAAAGAAGAUCUCUGGCGAAGGCUCGGUCGUGCAUACUCUGCUGAAGAGUUUGAUAGACUCCUCUUCGAGUUUGGCCUUGAGCUCGAUGAAGACACAACAGAGGAGGUAGAGGCGGCGAGAAAGAAGGGACUGCCUGCGGAUCGGCCUCAACUCAAAAUUGAGAUCCCAGCGAAUAGAUACGAUCUGCUAUGUAUCGAAGGCAUCUCUCGCGCUCUGCGGGUCUUCCUUGGCUUGGACAAGUCUCCACAAUACAAGCUUGUGAUGCCAGAGGGUGGCGAAGCGAACCUCAUCAAUGUCACGAUAGCCCCCGAGACGAAGCAAAUACGACCGUACUUUGCUUGCGCAGUGUUGCGCAAUGUUAAAUUCACGCAAUUGUCGUAUGACUCCUUCAUUGAUCUGCAAGACAAGCUGCAUCAGAACCUGUGCCGACGUCGCCAAUUUGUCGCUAUUGGUACCCACGACUUGGACACGAUCAAGCCUCCUUUCAGAUAUGAGGCUCGUCCACCAAAAGACAUUAAGUUCGUGCCGUUGAACAAAGAACAAGCUUUUACGGCAGAAGAACUUAUGACGGUCUAUGAGUCAGAAAAGCAUCUCGCGCGUUAUCUGCAUAUCAUUCGGGACUCACCAGUUUACCCCAUCAUCUACGAUAUUCACGACAGAGUCCUGUCCAUGCCCCCGAUUAUCAACUCCGAGCACAGCAAAAUUACAUUGAACACUCGUAACAUCUUCAUUGAUAUCACUGCGACUGACGAGACUAAGCUCAACAUCGUUGCCAAUAUCAUCACGACGAUGUUCUCUGAAUACUGUGCAGAACCGUUCACUAUUGAACCCUGCAAAGUCAUUUACCCCGACGGGACGACGCGUAUCACCCCAGACCUGUCAUAUAGGUCUACCACAGCACACGCCUCUUACGUCAACUCAUGUACGGGCCUCGCGCUGGAUGCGAAGCAAGUCGCCAGCCUGCUCGAGCGUAUGACCCUGCACGCCUCUCUGUCGCCCAACAACCCGGACGAGGUGCUUGUGCAGAUCCCGCCGACGCGGCCCGACAUCCUGCACGAGUGCGACGUCAUGGAGGAUGCCGCCAUCGCGUACGGCUUCAACAACCUCCCGGACACCUUCCCGGCGACGAGCACCGUCGCACAGCCACUCGCCGUCAGCAAGCUCAGCGACAUCGUCCGCACCGAGUGGGCGCUCGCGGGCUGGGUGGAGGUCCUCCCGCUUAUCCUGUGCUCGCACGAGGAGAACUUCGCGUGGCUCAACCGGCGCGACGACGGCACGCGCGCGGUGCGCAUCGCGAACCCGAAGACGCUCGAGUUCCAGGUCGUGCGCACGUCGCUGCUGCAGGGCCUGCUCAAGACGAUCCGCGAGAACCGCUCGCACGCGCUGCCGAUCAAGGUGUUCGAGGCGUCCGACGUCGUAGUCAAGGACGCCGCGCGCGAGCGCCAGGCGCGCAACGUGCGGCACGCCGCCGCGGUGUGGUGCAACCGCACGGCCGGGUUCGAGGUCAUCCAUGGCCUGCUCGACCGCGUCAUGCAGAUGCUCGAGGUGCCGCGCAUUGCGGGCACGGACUACAAGGCCGAGACGGGCUACUACCUCAAGGAGCGCGAGGGUGCGACGUUCUUCCCCGGGCGCGCCGCGACGAUCUACUAUCGCGCGCCGCCGAAGGAGAAGAGCAUCCUGCCGGCCGUCAAGCGCGGGGUCGAGGCCGUGUUCGGCGCCACGACCGACCGGGAGAUCGGCGUGCUCGGCAUCCUGCACCCGACAGUGCUAGAGAACUUCGAGAUCCCGUACCCGUGCUCGGCGGUCGAGUUCACGCUCGAGCCGUUCAAGAACGAAAUGCAGACGGUGUGAACGAACGCCGACUGAAAACGUCGGGUGUGCUGACCAGGGAGAGGGAAGAGGGCAGACUGUAGCAACCGUAGGCCCGCAGAAUGAAUGUUGAAUGUGAAUGUAACAAUGCACCAUCCAUCGAAUGUAGCAAACGCCGAUGUGCUCCUCGCACAGAUAUUUCCGAGCAAUCAUUAGCCAAUUGUAUAGUCUA